Molecule: messenger RNA, 3076 nt
Organism: Frankliniella occidentalis (western flower thrips)
Lineage: Eukaryota; Metazoa; Arthropoda; Insecta; Thysanoptera; Thripidae
Product: beta-galactosidase
Exons: 8
Coding region: 297-2183 (628 amino acids)
Biological process (GO): carbohydrate metabolic process
Cellular component (GO): vacuole
Molecular function (GO): beta-galactosidase activity
Source: RefSeq, a predicted model, not a curated record
GCACAGCCCGGAGCUGACCACAGACGCCGGCCAGGCCGCGCGCCAAGGCCCCUGCUCACCAUUCGUGCUCACAAUUCGUGCCCCCUCUCUGUCUCUCCUUCUAGACGGAGUGCAGCGAGGCGGUGACGGUCCCGGACGACGAGCCACAGGAGCAGAGCGACGCCCGGACUCGCAGCUUCGUGAUCGGCUACGAGCAGGACGCGUUCCUCAAGGAUGGGGAGCCCUUCCAGAUCCUGGGUGGGUCGCUGCACUACUUCCGGGUGCCGAGGGCCUACUGGCGGGACCGCCUGCGGAAGAUGCGGCUCGCCGGGCUCAACACGGUCGCCACGUACGUGGAGUGGAGCCUGCACGAGCCCGUCCCCGGCCGGUACGACAUGAUGGGGGAGCAGAACCUGAUGCACUUCAUCCAGGUGGCCGAGGAGGAGGGGCUGCUCGUCAACCUGAGGGUCGGGCCGUACAUCUGCGCCGAGCGCGACAUGGGCGGCCUGCCCCCGUGGCUGCUCUCCAUCAAGCCGGACAUGAAGCUGAGGACCCGUGACCCAGUGUUCCAGCACUACGUGAGGCGAUGGCUGGACGUGCUGAUGCCGCUCGUGCGACCCCGACUCUACGGCAACGGCGGGCCCGUCAUCCUGGUGCAGGUCGAGAACGAGUACGGCAGCUACCCGGCCUGCGACCGCCAGUACCUCACGUGGCUUCGAGACCAAUUCCGGGGGCACGUCCGCGACGCCGCGGUCCUCUACACGACCGACGGCGCUGGUGACGGCUACCUCAAGUGCGGCAAGAUCCCGGGCGUCUACGCCACGGUAGACUUCGGCGCACAGAGUGACCCGGUGACCGCCUUCGCCACCCAGCGGAAGGUGGAGCCUCGCGGCCCGCUCAUGAACUCGGAGUACUACCCGGGCUGGCUGACGCACUGGAACGAGAAGGAGCAGAAGGUGGCCGCUGCUGACGUGGUUCGCAACCUUCGUUGGUUCCUUGAGAACCGCGCCAACUUCAACUUCUACGUCUUCAUGGGCGGCACCAACUUUGGUUUCACGGCGGGCGCCAACUUCGGCAAAGACUACAGUCCGCAGCUCACCUCUUACGACUACGACGCGCCCCUCAGCGAGGCCGGGGACCCCACUCCCAAGUACCUCGCCAUCCGGCAGGCCAUCGCCGAGUUCACAGGCAAGACCCACGGCCGCGCCCCCACGCCGGCGCGCAAGCUCGACUACGACAUCCCCAUCCUGCUCGAGAGGGUGGCCGACAUGCAGUCGCUUGCCGCCGGGCCCGCCGUGUCCUCGACCUUCCCCCCGGACUUCGAGCAGCUGUACCAGAACUACGGCUACAUCCUGUACGAGACGCGUAUCCCGACCAACUACGUGCCGAAGAGAGGCAAGAAGCCCCUCUUCAUGGCGCCCAAGAUCCGGGACAGAGGCGUCGUCUUCCUCGACCAGGCCCGGCAAGGCGUGCUCUGCCGCGCCAAGCCCCAGCGCACGGGGCUGCCGCUGUCCGCGGCCGCGCCGGGGCAGCUCCUGUCCGUGCUCGUGGAGAACCAGGGCCGGAUCAACUACGGCGGCCGCCUCAACGACACCAAGGGCCUCGGCAACGUCACCCUGGACGGGCUGCCGCUCCGGGGAUGGAGCAUGACGCAGCUGCCGCUCGACAAUCGCACGAAGAUCGAGUCGCUGACCAGGCGAGCGGGCCGGCGGGCGCUCCGGAGGCUGCACGCCAACGCGAGCCUGCCCAGGGACCCCAAACGCGACGUGCCCGGCGUCUACCUGGGACGCUUCGUCCUCCCGCCGACGGCCGACGACGUCAACCUCUGGGAGGGCGGCGCCGACGGUCAGCGGCGAGGCGUCUUUGACGACCGUGACGAAGGCCCGCCACUGCCCGACGCGUUUGUCGAUACCACCGGCUGGGGCAAGGGCGUGGUCUUCAUCAAUGGUUUCAACCUGGGGCGUUACUGGCCGUCCGCCGGGCCGCAGGUGACUCUGUACCUGCCGGGGUACCUGCUGCACCGCCACCCCACGCCCAACCACCUGGUCGUGGUGGAGACGGACCGCGCCCCCGAGAUCCCCACGCUGCAGCUGGUGCAGCAGCCCGUGCUCAACGCCCCCAUCUGCGCGCCCACCGCGGGUGGCACAGCCGUCGCCCCGGCAGGAGCCCCCGCCGCCGCGGCCGCGAGGCACUCGUGCUGCUGAGCGGAGGGCGCCAUGGCGACGCCGCCCAGGUUGUAAACGACGAGAGGUAGAGCGAAAGAGGCAGACAUGAAUGACAUGACUUGUUGGACAGCGAGGCGCGCCCCCCUGUGCCGCCGGCUGCACCUCCGGCGGGGGCGGGCGCGUCACUGGGCGUGGCACCGGGCGCCGUGAUGCCUGCGUCGCCGCCGGCGGCCAGCAGGAAGCCGUACCAGAUGCGCUUCCGCACGCGUCCGCGCUGGACGUGGUGCGACGUGCGGCGCCGGGAGGAGGACCAGGACCGCGCCCUGCAGCGCGGCCGGGGGGCGCAACCCAGAACGCAGCCCCAAGACCCGCGCGUCCUCAGGUGCGAGGGCCGCACGCCUGUCUGCCUGCGCUCGUGACCGCCGCGCCGCCGCGCUGACGCCUGCAUCCUGGCUCCAGGCCCACGCACCCAUACGGCGGCGUGCCUCGACGCAGCCUUCUGUCGGGGGCGGGCCGCGGGGGCGGCGGGGGUGGCUUCCACUGGUGGCGGAUGGUCCCUGCCCCCGCCCCAGCCCCCGCAUGCAGGCCCACGCUGCGGCCCGCGGGUAUCGAGUCGUGCGCCCCGGGCUCCUCGGGGAGGUACUCGGGGUCGCGCGUCCGCCCGGUCCCCGCCCCCCAGCGGCCGGCGGGGCUCCCCAGCUGCCGCCCCCCACGCGUCCGCCCCCGCCCGCCUCCGGGGGGCUCCAUCUCGGGGGUGGCGGCCAGCGUGGGGGCGGGCUCCGGCGCGCUCGUGGUGGACCACGCGGUCUGCGCCUCCAAGCACCGCCUGGCGGAGCGGCGCGCCGCCCCCACUCGCCCGCCUUUCGUACCCGCGGGCAUCCUGCACCGGCGGGCGCUGCCGGGCUCCCUGCCCAGCUUUGACAUGUUCUACG